This is a messenger RNA of Maniola jurtina (meadow brown), 1395 nucleotides long. RefSeq lists its product as uncharacterized. The record is from RefSeq and is a predicted model, not a curated record. The coding region runs from base 515 to 1294 and encodes 259 amino acids. Lineage: Eukaryota; Metazoa; Arthropoda; Insecta; Lepidoptera; Nymphalidae. The transcript has 4 exons.
UUAUUAGUACCACAUUGGUACCGAUUCCGUUGCACUAUAGCCUAAACCUAAACUAAAUUUUAGAUUCUUUAAUUUUAGUUUCUCUAUCUCUAAGUCGCAUUCCAUUUUCGGCUUCAACUAAAUUUAAAUACCCUAAAUGGCCCUCUAAAAUGACGUUUGAGUUGAAUAGUAAGUGUUGCCAUUUCAGAUAACAAGAACUGCACAAAUGUUGUUUGAUUUUCCCCAUUACUCUUAAAAAUAUUUUUAGCGAAAAAUAUCGAACGAUGUUUCUUGAAAUACAAAAAUAAUAAUUUAUUUCAUUUAUUUUUCUCCAAUCACGAUAUGAAUGCACAGAUGAAGUGCCGAAAAUUGAUAAUUUUGUUCAUUUUAUAGUGUGAAGUAAUCGUUAAAUCUUUGAUUAUUUGUCUAUACUCUGUAAUGUUCUGUUAUGUCUAUACUCUAUGUUCACUGUAGUGACCAGCACCAGUGACCACUGAGCCAUCGUAUAGGUAGUCUAACAAUUUUUUCCGCAAUCAUGAAUAAUAAUAAUAUUGUGGAGCGCCCGGAGCGCCAAGCCCGUAAACGGGCAAAUAAGAAACAGCGGGAGUACUUAGUAGAGAAGCUCCAUGCUAAUAUAGAAAUCGCGAGGGAAAACACAGCACUUCGAGAAGUGGUUGAUUUUUGGGCAGAGCUAAGCAAUGAGCUUAACCAGCUGGGAUGCUGCAGGACAGUACAGGAGUGGCAGCAUAUUUGGAAUUUGUGGGUCUCCAAAGUAAAAAUUAAGGCUCGAAAGGUGCGAGACACCAUCAGGGCGACUGGUGGUGGGCCAGCAGGAGCAGGCCUUACAGAUAUUGAGGAGAAAAUCCUUGAUAUUGUGGGGUCUGCUUCUGUAGAUGGAUUCGUCAAUCUAGAAGCGGCCUUGCCACCAAGUCCUGGUGUAGUGCCACCUGGAGAGCCUUUACAUGAAGUGCUGCCCCCUGUGCACCCAGAAUCACCAGUCUACAAUGAAGCUGAAGUACAAUCUACUCCAAGAAUUCAAAAUUCUUCCCGGGUACAUAGCCCCCAUCGACAACAACGACAUCGAACAAGGCCCCAUCGACGUCCCCGCCCACCAGUUCAUGGCAGCUUAGUGGCUAGCCUUAAUGAGAACAAUAGAUUGUUAAGAGAAACAAUAGGUACUGCAGCAGAAAGUAUUGCAGCUGCUAUGAGAGACAGCAGUGCAGCCAUGGUGCGUGCAUCUGAGAUCAUAGCAGCAGCAAUACAGUCAGCUGGAGUACCAGUUUUCAUUCAACAGAAUGAAAAUAAUACUAAUUAAUAAAUUAAUUUAUUACAUAGUAUUAUUUUCAUUCUGUUGAAUGAAAUGCACCUAUUUAAUCUAAUAAUAUUAUAAAUGUGAAAGUGUGGAUGUUUGUCCUC